UCAAAGCCGUUACCGACAUCUUACUACCCCGACUAACUGUCUUAACCAAAACCCGUGUAAACCAACAACUUGUAUAUACCGUAACCGACUUCUUAAUACUUCGACUUCCAGUCAAAACCAACAACCGCGUACAUCAGAAACUUGAAUAAAGCGUUGACAACAUCCUAAUGCUCAAUCAUUUCUAAUAAAUCCAGUCAUAAUUUAAUUUACCUUACUAAUUAUCAUUUACCAACGGCAUUAUCACAUUAUCAUACACAAUAUCCUCAAAAAUAUACAAACCAUAAUUAGUUCGACCUGCUUUUUUUUAAGGUGAAAUAAAUCACGACAGUGCGUUAUCACACACGCAAACGAUUUACUCUCUGGCAACAAAUUCCUCUUAAAUCCUCGAGUAUUGACCAGAUGACUCUGAACUUCCACCACAUGCUUUCGUCAUCCAUUAAACAAAUAUACCACACGCCCACUUGAUAAACAUAAAACAACGACCUGAACGUUAAGCUCAAUGACCUCAAAAAAAAAAAUAACACAAAAAAAUUCGCACGGAAGACUGUUAAUAGGAAUGUGUCGUGUAUGAUAUUUGUCAAACAUGUAAUUGAUGGUGAUAUGCAAACUUUAAGGUUGAAAGUGUAGGAUUGCUCCCUCUGACCGAGAUGUGCCGAGUGUCGGUCACGUGUCACGAGCGUAAUGCUCGUCGCAUUAACUGGCCGGCAGAAGGAAGUUGGAGUGAGACAAGGCUCCGAGCUGAGCCUACGAUCGUUGUUGAAAUAUGAGCCCUGGAGUCACGUUGUUCCAGAAAUGUAGAGCACUCUUGUGUCAGAGACGGUCUCAGGUUAUCCGCUUCUACUUCCUCCUAUAUGGGACAACGUUCUUCCUCGUUCUACCGCUUCUAUGUCUCGAUCUUCGUCACUCUGUGUACUACUUCCGGUUGAAGAGCAGCAACCAAGAGGGAAUACGUUUGCAACGCGAGAACGAUCAACGAUUGGCUAAGACUCAACAAAUCAUACAAAUGUAUGCAGAGUCCUUAUCAAAAAGCAACAAAUCAACGCCUUUGUUACAUUCAGAAAAUAUAGACGUUGGAAUUACCGUGGUGACGGUCUCGAGGAACCGUCGAUACAAGGGAGGUUAUCAGCCUCGGCAUCUCACACAAGGUCUAGGUCGUUUGGUUGAUUUGAUAAAUACCUCCAACACGGAACUGAAAUACGGAAUAUUUUUGUGCAAUGUUGACGGUGACCCGGACAGUUAUCAUGAAGCAAAGUCAUUGAAUUCAACUUUUACAACGUUUCAGAAAUUUAAAGAAAAGCAGACAAAGUUUGUUGAUAUUUUUGAAAAAGAGAAACUUGAUUAUAUUUAUUGCAUUGAAGAGACACUAAAACGAAAUGCGUCCAAUGUAUUUAUGAUCGAGGACGAUUCCUACCCACAUUACGAUUUGUUUAUUGUCCUUGAAAAAGUUCUAAAGUAUGAUAAACAAAAGGAAAAACUGAAGACUAAUAAUGUGACUUUCAUAAAGUUUUAUCAUCCAGAACGGUUGCUAGGAUACAUAAGUUUAGAAAUGGAGAGACUUCCUGAAUUGAUUGCAUUCGGUGCUGUGUUUGGAACAGUAUUAACCGUCCUUGUUAUGUUUUGCCUGUUUAAGGAAAGUGACCAAAAUGCACAAUUGUUGUGGCUAUUAAAUGUCAUAUACUUUUCCCUUUUGGCUUUGGCAAUUGGUCGUGUGAAUUUAAUAGAACUGCGCAGGUUUUCUGCGCACAUGUACCAAUUCACCCCAUCGCCAUCAUGCUGUACCCAAGCGAUGCUUUUUCCGCAAGAUGGUGCAAUGAGUAUGGUAAAACAUCUUAAAGAGGUUACAUGUAAAACGGGGUAUGGGAAAGAUACGGCUUUGGAGGAGAUUCGAAGGAGAGGACACUACAAGGCUUUGAUGGUGCAGCCAAACUUGUUUAUACACACCGGUCUUUUUUCCACAGUUCGACAAAGAAUGGUAAACCCGUACCUUCUUGGGAAAUAAUAAAUGCUGAAUGAACAAUUCACACAUAAGCAUAAUCAUUGGAUCUACCUAUAUUUUGUCGAAUGUUGAGGGAUACCGAGCUGCAGACUGGGGAAAUAAUUUGUGCUCUUGCUGAUUAAAUAUUAAAUUCUGUUUCCCCUU
This is a messenger RNA of Haliotis rufescens (red abalone), 2140 nucleotides long. RefSeq names its product post-GPI attachment to proteins factor 4-like. Lineage: Eukaryota; Metazoa; Mollusca; Gastropoda; Lepetellida; Haliotidae. Gene Ontology annotation, molecular function: glycosyltransferase activity. Gene Ontology annotation, cellular component: Golgi membrane. Gene Ontology annotation, biological process: GPI anchor biosynthetic process. The coding region runs from base 764 to 1999 and encodes 411 amino acids. The transcript is spliced from 2 exons. The record is from RefSeq and is a predicted model, not a curated record.